Molecule: messenger RNA, 11610 nt
Organism: Aedes aegypti (yellow fever mosquito)
Lineage: Eukaryota; Metazoa; Arthropoda; Insecta; Diptera; Culicidae
Product: dystrophin, isoforms A/C/F/G/H
Biological process (GO): synaptic signaling
Cellular component (GO): plasma membrane
Molecular function (GO): protein binding; zinc ion binding
Source: RefSeq, a predicted model, not a curated record
UAGCUACUGACGACGCAUGGUCAACGUGGUUUACAAUUAGCUGUUUUUCACCUUUGGUUGUGCGAAUCUGACGUUAUCUUUUCUAAGGCAUACCGCUCACAUGUGAGUGUGAUAAAGUGUGAAUAAUAAUGUCAACCAGUUCUACAAUAGUGUUAUCUGCUACUGCAUAGCAUUCAAUGAUAUUUCAGUAAAUGAACUGCGAACUAUGGAAGAAAGGGUUAUAAAAUUAAGAGUGGUUGCUUUGGAUGAAAGGCAGGACAUCCAGAAAAAGACAUUCACGAAAUGGAUCAACGGCUAUCUCGCAAAAUCAAAUACCACUCCAAUCAACGAUUUGUUCGAAGAUCUGCGCGAUGGACAUAAAUUGCUUUCCUUGCUGGAGGUGUUAACCAACCGCACAUACAAACGCGAGAAAGGCUGCAUGCGAGUUCAUCAGAUUAACAAUCUGAACAAAGCACUGGCAGUACUGCAAGAAUGUGGAGUAAAACUCGUUAACAUAUCCAGUGAUGAUAUAAACUCGGGAAAUGCCAAACUCACAUUGGGACUGAUAUGGUUGAUUGCUUUGAGCUUCGACGGUCAGAAGCUAGUCAAUUCUCAAGCGAUCAGUGGUAUCGAAAAAUCUCUACUCAACUGGACCCGGAAGUUUGUAGAAAAGCAUGGAAUAAAGGUUUCCGAUUUCUCAUCCAGUUGGUCAGACGGCUCAGCAUUUUUAGCUAUUCUAGCUGAAGCUAUUUCCACGUUGGAUUUGCAAGCUGCACUCAAGAAGCAUCCUAUUGCCCGGCUUCGUAUGGCAUUUGACUUGGCGUACAAACAUUUAGGAAUAGAACAAUUGCUUGAUCCGGAAGAUGUCAACACAAACAAACCGGAUAAAAAAUCUAUUUUAAUGUAUGUGAUGUGUCUGUACAAUGCUAUCGAUUCUAGAAGACUUGAACAUCAAGGAAGUAUUCAGCAUUUAGUACAACAUGUGGAAAGCAUGGAAGAAAUUCAACUUCUUAGCGAAAAAGAAAUUGAAGACGAUACGGACGACGAUUCUAGAAAUAAUAAUAACGGCUUAGAUCAAAGUAGAGCAACUAUCGCCGAUAACGAUGAUCACCUUGUUCCAGGCCAUGCUGGAAAUUUGGCUCACCUGGAGGAGAUAUCACUCGCUCAGUCUAUCGAUGAUCUGCGCAAUUUUAAUAGAGAAAACAAAGUGAAGGUGUUGUCGCAAAGUAAGCCAAUAGUUCAAAGAUUAGAACACGCUGAAGUUACAGGCUCAAACCUUAAAUUUGGCGACUCAGUUUCAUUGCCAGACAAAACGGAUUCGUUCUAUUGGGAACCGAAAUCCUCCCGACCAGUCUCGACGGCCACAAACUUUUCAGUCGAAUUCAGUGGUUAUCAAACAGCAGUAGAGGAAGUGCUCACAAUGCUUUUGGAAGCGGAAGAACUAUUUUCUAAAGAAAUAGUUGAUGCCCAAAGCUUAUCUGAUGCCAAAAAACAAUUCCAUGAUCACGAAGAAUUUAUGGCAAAACUUUCUGAAUAUCAAACGUUUGUUUGCGGUGCCCUUGACGAAGGAUCAAGACUGAUUAGUGAAUCGCAAGCAAAUCCUGGUUCGCAUGGCUUAGACCAGGAAGGACAAAAUGAAAUUAAGCAACAAUUAUUUCUGUUGAACGAACGUUGGGAAAUGUUGCGUGUAAAUGCCUUGGAGAGGCAAUCAAAAAUUCACAAAAAGUUAGCCUCAUUGCAAAUGGAUAAAGUCGACGAGUUGAAAAAUGUUCUAACGAUGAUCGAAGACAGAAUUUCACAUAUGUCAGAUGUGGGUCCAACUCCUGUCGAACUGAAGGCGCAACUUGAGCAACAUAAAGUAUUGCAAAAUGAUAUGGAAGCACAAGAAAAACUAGUCGACAGCCUAAGUAAUCUUGUUAUCAUAAUAGAUUCAGACUGUUUUAGCGAUCUGGAAGAUAAACUUUCGGCUUUGGAAGAGCGUUGGUCGCAUCUCAUAAAAUGGAUAGCCAAUCGAUGGGAAAAACUUCAAAGCUUAAGUCAGCGAUGGACAAAGCUUUCGGAGCAAUAUAGAAUUAUAUGCCGUUGGAUAGAGUCCCGAGAGUAUAAUCUGAAGAAAAUGGAGAUGAACGAAACGGUAGAAAUGGGUGCCAUGAUGGAAAGGAUAAAAUGUCUACAGUAUUGCAAGCAGGACGUGCUUGCACUAGCAGGAUGCUUGCAAGAACUGGAAACGUCAGCUCAGUCGCUCAAAGACGAAGGGUACUCCUCGUUGAACAUUUUGUCGAAAGUAGAACACUUGAAUGAUAUGUGUGAUGCAUUAGCACAAAUACUCGAAGCGCAAGAGGCACGAGUAGAAAACAUGGGCUUCCAAGUUCCCCAAGUCGCACCUAGUGAUGAUAACAAAACUUCGCUCAUGAAACCGAAUUCUUGGGAAGAUUUUCAAAUAAAAAUGCGCGAAGAGACCCAAGAAGUUGUAGAUAUAUUUAUGGACAAUUUAGACAGCUCGGAAUUUUCACCGCAGUCAGAGAAAAAACGAAAAAUUGAACAACCUGAACAGGUUGUUCAACUAAAUGAGCUUAUGUAUGAUAUCAAAAAUUCGUUAGAUAGAUGUUUCGACAAGCUAAAUGAUUUUGAGAAAACCGAUUUGAAGCAAAGGCUGACGUUACUGGAAAAAGUCGAGGUUAUAAUCGAUAAAAGAAAAGAAGACCAUUUCAAUGCAAAACAAAUGCUGGACAAGUGUAAAAAACUGUCAAAUGUUGAUUUAACCAUUGAAGCAACUCAAUUAAAUGAAUUGGGUAAUAUGAUUGACUCUAUUAGAAACAGAUUAGAUAAAUCCAGUAUCGAAUUGAAGAGUCUAGUUGUAAAGGAUAAAUUCAGUAGAAGUUUGACUGGUUUCAAACUGAUUUUAGCAGACACACGAGAUUGGUAUCAACAAAAUGCGAAUAUUGUUACAACGGAAGAUCUUGAAAAGCGCUUAUCUGAUAUGAACUCUUUCACGGAUGAAAUCGAAGAAAAUCGCCAGGUUUUACAUUCGUGCAGUGGACAAGAUUGGAGUGCUUGGAAGCAGGAUUUCGAACUAUUCGUCGAAAGCUGGAAUGACAUGAAAAAUUCAAUAAACCGUUUGAUAAUCGAUAAAGGCAGCUUCCAAGGUUUCAGCAAUGAAAUCCAAUCUAUCCAAGAACUAGUUGAUCAGGUACAACAAUUGCCAAUCAUCUAUUUUAAUUUAAAAGACAUGCAUCAAAAUCUAGACAAUAUGCAUUCCAUUAAAACUGUCUAUAAUAAACAAGCUGACGAAGGAUAUGGAGAAGUAAUUACCAAACUGAUGGCCGAUAGUAAAUAUUCACAUUUAGCUACCGCAUGGUCAAAUAUCCCGCAAUCAUUGAAUGACAGUAUUAUCAAGCAAAAUAUUGCCAUUGAGAAUUUGAACCACUUUAAUUCAGAGUACGACGAUGUCAUUAAUACGUUGGAUAUGAUCGAGCACAUUCUAAAGAAUGAAAUGUUUAUCCUAGGCGAAAUUAAAGCAUUAGAAAUGAAAAUCAAAGAAUAUGACCAAUACGCUACGGAUCUUAAAAAAGUGGACAUCGAUAUAAUUAGCAUAAAGAAUUUUGCCGAAAUAAUCGUUAAAAAUUGUGAAGACCAGUCUCAAAAUUCGCUUGCCGCCUUGAUAGACGUGCUCUGUGAACGACAUUCGACCAUCUCCAAUCAGUAUCGCGACAAUCUUACCAAAUUGAAUCAAGUUAAAAGCACCACUGAGAGUAUUCUGUCGAAGGUACACGAAACUGAACUCUGGUUAAAUGAUUUGGAAAUGAACACACCCAAAAGCUUGAAUUCAGACAUCAAAAGUUUAAAUGAGCUUUACCAGAUCAAAUCCAAGUUUCAAAUACUGAAAGAGACUUGCGAACAGCAGACGUUGAAAUUCCGCGAGCUAAAUGAGUCGGGCAACGAAGUUUUGCUACAAAUAGAUGAAUUGAUUUUAACCGAAACCGAUAACAAGGUAUCGUAUCUGGCGAAAAAGUUCACAAAACUGAAUGCCAGGUGGAGCGAGGUGACAUCACUGGUGUACACGCGGACUGCUCUUCUGGAGCACAUUUCUAGUCAGAUGGGAGAAUUCAAAACGUUGAUAGUGGCCGAAACUGGGUAUUUGGAUAAGUUGGACAAGUUACUACGGAAGAGCCCGGAAAGUGCCGCAGAUGCAGAGGAAAUUUCUGAGGAGCUUGAUGACAUUGAAAACUACAUAAGAAAUCAUCCUCAAGCGAGGUAUGACAAAAUUAUAUCAAUCGGGCGAGAAUUGUGUAAUCUAGAAUUUAUGGUAGAACCAAUUGAACAGGACAUACGAGGUGUCAGCGAAAGAUGGGAAAGCUUGCAGGCUCAAGCUCACCAACGCACUGUCAAAUUAGAGCAAGCCGUUAAGGAGGCACAAUCUUCCGAAAGUCAAGUAUCCUGUUUGCAACAGUGGAUCUUCCGGGUGGAUGGGAUUUUGAACGAUUUUAUAGAAAACGACACAACUAUUGAGGACGUUCCUCAUGAUUUCCAAAAGUUACAAGAGGAAUUUAAUCAUCACGAAAAAGUACUGGUGGAAAUGACGAAAAAAGUGGACCAUUAUAAGAAGGAAGGUAAGCUGGAAGCCGCGAAUCGUUAUCAGGAUCAGGUGAAACUAUUACAAGAUCAGUUCAGAGCAUGUCUCCAAAAGCUCAAUCGCCUGACAUCGCCGCAAGCAAUGUUCGAAACUAAAUUAUCGCAUGCUUUGGCAGAGCUUCGAAAUGUUGAAAAAAGUGCUGUUAUUCUGGACACCUCAUCCGCUGGCCCGGCGCAUUUACAAGAUCAAUUUCAACAUUGUUUGAAAAUGUAUCGCAUUUUAUCGGAAAUUAAAGGCGAAAUUGAGCAGGUGAUCCGCACUGGUAGGAAGGUUUGUGACGACAAGUCCACUAAAAAUCCUGUCAAACUUGGACAACGUAUUGACACUCUGAAACAUUUGUAUAAUUCCCUUGGCGAGACGGUAACGCAAACGAAGAUAGUAUUGGAGAACUUGUUGAAAAUUAUGCGUAACUUAGAGGAGAAUUUAUCGCAUGUGGAAAAUUGGAUAAACGCUAAUAGCAAUAUCAAGCAGUCCACGGAAGACGAAGAGCGCGUUACUCUUGAAAAGUUAAACACGUGUAAUGAACUUUUCGAAGAAUAUAAAAAAGUUUGUGAUCCGUUGUACUUGGAAGAUCUGCGAGCUCAGCUUACUGAUGCUGAAAAACGUUUCAAGGAAAUUCGCAAUUUGGAUGUGAAGAAAAAACUGACUCAUAUGAAAAAUACCUUGCAAAAUAUUGACUCAAUGGGCAUCGACAUGUUAAGGUCCAUGGAACAGGAUCUGAAAGCAGUUGAAACUCAUAGCGACGCGGAAGUGGAAGUGCUUCUGGAAAAAGUGUCUCAAAUACUGCAGGAUGCAUUAAAAGAAAGGCCACCCAAGCAGAAGGAAGACUGCCAUGUAGAAUUCGUCGUCCUCAGUGACACUGUUCGUCAACGCCGUGCCAAUAAAACACCCCAUUCGACUCACCAAGAAACACCAGCACCUAUUCCAAAUCUUGAACAGCAGAGCAAUGUUUUGCCUGACGUACUGCCCGCUACUUUUAGGCUGGCUGAAUCUAGUUCAUUAUUUUCGCGUAUAUCUAGUGAUGUUCCUUUACCACACAAAAUACCAGAUACGAAACCAAUCAGUCAUAGUCAUAUAUAUAAUGAAUGUUCUGUAGUCGAGAUCAAAGAAAAAAAUGUGAACACCAAGAUGUCUGUUCAGAACUUUGAUGUUACUCUGUGGAAUGAACCACAGCACGGACAAAUAGUCGACACGAUAAACAUUCUUGAAUCGUGCAAAUCAUUUGAGCCUGAAUUCGUUGAAACGGUGCAUAUAAUAGAUGCAUCCUCUGACACUGAUACAAGUUGUCCAUCACCGAAAACGGAGCGCAAGCAAAUCAAUAUUGCCAAACCAUUGAUUGGAGUAGAAACUAGCACACCAAAAUUAAGUAAAGCAAAUGACGAUCAAAAUAUUUUGGCACAGAAGCAGUACAUAAACAAUAAGGCUAAAAAAACCUACUCAUCACAGGAAAAUGAACGUGCUCCUCGUAGGGAUUUAUUCCUGUUCAAAGGCUGGCCAACGUUGGAUCCAACUCUGUUAAACUUUUUCUGUGACGAUCGAGACAGCUUUUACAGCUCCGAUAAAGAGAUUUACGACGAACCGCUCGUAUUUUCCGAAGAUGAAGAUAUUCCACGAUAUUCCAUUGAAAUGGCAACUGAUUCAGACAGUGAUACGAGUCGAAUCGAGACACCUAAUGCCAGCAAAUUGGGGGAGAAAUGUUUCAAGAUUGCUUCGCCAGGAGACCAGUCCCCGUUAAGUCCCAUCGGAAGCUAUCGAUACGAUUCGUACAAAAAACUUACCUCCCUUGAGCAGCGAGUCAACGAGUUCGACAAGACGGCAAAGUACAUGAUUAAAAAACUGGAACAAACCCGCGAGAAAAUCGACAAUUGCGAAGAUGGACCCAGCGUGGUGGAGAAUCUGAAGCUGACCAUUGCCCCGGAUGCUGCGACGUUAAUUUCGCAGGGGGACACUUUGAUUCUGGAGACACAUGGCAAAUCAAACGUACUCACCCAACGUUUGAUGGACACGCAAGCGCAGCUACGGGACAAGUUCAAAGAGGUGCAGAAUUCCAGAAAUUAUCCCAGCAAGUCCAUGCAGCAUUCACCCAACUUGAAUGAGAGUGAUUUUUCAACCCAUGAAUACUCACACCUCAAAGUUAUCGAUCUGGAGGAAAUAUCGUCCAAAGUACUGAAACGGAUUGGAGAUUUGCUGACGAAACCACUCAUCAAAGACAAUGAGAUCGAGCUCACCAAGCGGAUACUGGACAUCAAGGAACGUCAAGAGGAAGUCAAGCUGGCUAUUGGUGUGGCAUCGCAAACAACGCCUUCUGAGAAAGUGUCUGACACAAUGACUAAUCUGGAAAAGGGCAUGAGAGACUUAUCAAUUCAUUUUGAUGAAACCAUAGCAGCAUUAGUUUCGUUGAACAAAAGUGGCAGUCGAGAAGCAGCGAAUAUGCUAAGUGAGCACGAAUCCGCCAAAAUUCUGGCUAUGAUGAACGAAUCAUCUCCAUACAAAGGGACCUCUGAUCUGUCGGAUAUUUCCCAAAAUACAAUAGUUCACGAUGUUGGUGGCAACAGCUUAUCCAGUUUAAUACAAAGUAUCAAGGAAUUAUUAGCCGUGCCAGUAAUCGAUAAUACGGAAGAAAGCUUAAAUAAGCGACUAGUGGAUGUACAGCGAAAACAAGAGGAACUUAGGUUAAUUGUAGGCAAAGAACAUUCUAACACCAAAGUACUAAGUGAAGAAAACAUGGAUGUUCUUGAGAAGGUAACCAAAGAAUUGUCCAUCCACUGUGAUGAGGUCGUUAAUGCAUUAGCAGCUUUAAACAGCACUCGCAUUGAUACUGAAAAAAGUUACUCCCAGUCUUCCGAAAGCACAGUUGCUACCAGUGAAAAUCAAGAAAUGGAAGGAUACGUACCAGGUUCCUUUGCGGCAAAAUCAAAAGCUAAAAUAGUAGCCACCGCUCUGACCAAUAAUUUCGACAAAUCUGUUACUCAAAUUGUAGAAUGGUUGGAAAUGGAACGUGAGAUGCUUAAAAAGCAUUGCAUAGUGGUUGGUGAUUGCGAUAUGAUUUUAGAAUCCAUUGGUAAACAAAAGAAUAUGCUAGUCGAGCUUGAGUCCAAGAAGCCCCAUCUGGAUGAAUUGGUGAAGACCGCUGACAGUUUGAGAACAGAACUAAAUAAGCAAUAUUUGCAUAGUAAAGUGUCUCGAAUGCGUGAGCAAUGGGAUGAAACAUCGCAAUCAGUUUUACAACGUAAAUCACAAUUGACAGCAAUGUUAGGCGAUUCUCAGAGAUAUGAUGCAAAACGAAUUGAAAUUGAAAAUUGGCUGGCUAGAAUGGAAUCAAGGUCCGAAAGAAUGGGAGUGGUCGCUACUACAGCAGAUGUGUUGGAAGUGCAACAAAAAGAACAAAAAUCCUUUCACGCUGAGCUUCAUCAAUACAAACAUCACAUUGAGCUUUUCAACCAGUUGACACAAAAGUUGAUAGCUGUUUAUCCAUCAGACGAUACAUCACGGAUAAAGCGUAUGACCGAAUCGGUGAAUUUAAGGUACAACAAUUUGAACAAUGUGGUUAUAUCCAGAGGCAAGAUGCUACAUGCGGCAGUACAUUCACUACAAUCCUUCGACAGAACUUUGGAUCAGUUCCUAGGGUGGCUGAGCGAAGCAGAGUCUAUCUGUGAAAACACGGAAUCUGAGAUUGACAGAAAUCCGCAUGCUUAUAAGGAUUUACAGUCUGAGAUUGAAUCACACCGCGUUGUUUAUGACCGUUUGGAUAAUACAGGCAGAAAGUUACUGGGAUCAUUGACAUCACAAGAAGAUGCUGUGAUGUUGCAACGCCGUUUGGAUGAAAUGAACCAAAGAUGGAACCAUUUGAAGUCCAAGAGUAUUGCCAUUAGAAAUCGUCUUGAAUCUAAUUCGGAACAUUGGAAUGCAUUAUUGCUUUCCUUAAGAGAACUUACAGAAUGGGUCAUUCGAAAAGAUACCGAGUUAACUUCUUUGGGCUUAGGGCCCAUGAAGGGAGAUGCAGCAAGCUUACAGAAACAAAUGGAUGAUCAUAGGGCAUUCAGACGGCAAUUAGAGGAUAAAAGGCCGGUUGUAGAAAAUAAUCUGCUUAGCGGUCGUCAGUAUCAGAACCGAGAAUUGACUCGCAGCAUUCGUCGUGUGAAUAAAUUAUCGGAACAGUGGAAUCACUUAAUCGAUCGUUCUGAUAAUUGGAAACAUCGUUUGGAGGAUUUUAUGACGAAAAUGCGCCAGUUCCAAAAGGUUUUGGAAGACCUCGGUUCUCGAGUUGCAUCGGCUGAAACUUUGAUUAAAUCAUGGACUUCGCCCAGUUCAGCCACUGAUGCAGCAGAACAGAUGCAACAUCUUCAACGCCUGAAAGACAAAAUGACUACUGCAGGAGCAUUGCUAGAUGAUUGCAAUGAACAGCAGAGUUUCUUCACAGCAAACCAUGUACUGGUACCCAAUCAAUGUCUUGCCAAAUUAGAAGAUUUGAAUACACGGAUGAAAUUGCUCCAUAUUGCUAUGGAUGAGCGACAUAAGGUUUUGGUAGCAGGCGGAGCAAAUCAGCCAUCUGCCUCCGAUGCUGAUGGUAACAAGUCGAUGCAAGGUGUUAGCAGCGGAACAAUUGGUCCAAUUCCAAAUUUAGCAAUGAGUGUAAAACCACCAUGGGAACGAGCAACAACUCCAGCCAAUGUGCCUUACUAUAUUAAUCAUGAGCGAGAAAAUACACAUUGGGAUCAUCCUGAAAUGAUCGAGUUGAUGAAAUCCCUCGCUGAUCUGAACGAGGUUCGUUUCUCAGCAUACAGAACGGCUUUAAAGCUACGCACUGUUCAAAAAAGACUAGCUUUCGAUCGGAUAGCAAUGAACGUUGCCAUAGAAUCAUUCGAUCGUCACGGUCUACGAGCUCAGAACGACAAGUUAAUAGACAUACCGGAUAUGACAACAGUCUUGCACUCGCUAUAUGUAACAAUCGAACCAAUCGAUAUGCCGCUGAUGCUUGAUUUAGCCAUCAACUGGAUACUCAACGUGUACGACUCACAACGAACCGGGCAGAUACGCGUUCUUAGUUUUAAGGUUGGCCUAAUUUUACUCUGCAAGGGGCAUUUGGAGGAGAAAUAUCGCUAUUUAUUCCGGUUGAUUGCGGAUCUCGAGAAAAAGGUUGAUCAACGAAAGUUAGGAUUGUUGCUGCAUGACUGCAUUCAAGUGCCGCGACAAUUGGGGGAAGUUGCAGCAUUCGGCGGUUCGAACAUUGAACCAUCGGUUCGUUCGUGUUUUGAACGAGCUGGUGUAAAUCAGAACGGCGAACUGAUAGAGACGGCAAUCGAAGCGCAACAUUUUCUCAAUUGGUUGCAACAUGAACCCCAAAGUUUGGUGUGGCUUCCGGUUUUACAUCGUUUAGUUGCAGCAGAAGCUGCCAAGCAUCAAGCCAAGUGCAAUAUAUGCAAGGAAUAUCCAAUUGUUGGUUUUCGAUAUAGAUGUUUGAAGUGCUUCAAUUUUGAUAUGUGUCAAAGAUGUUUCUUUUUGGGUCGUAACGCAAAAAAUCAUAAACUAUCACAUCCUAUGCAUGAAUAUUGUACUACGACUACAUCGACUGAAGACGUUCGAGAUUUUACGAGAGCUCUUCGUAAUAAAUUCAAAAGCAGAAAAUAUUUCAAAAAACAUCCUCGAGUUGGAUAUUUACCAGUUCAAAGCGUAUUAGAGGGAGACGCUUUAGAAAGCCCUGCACCUAGUCCUCAGCAUGGAACUCACACAUUACAAAACGAUAUGCACUCUCGACUUGAAAUGUAUGCAUCUCGACUGGCUCAAGUUGAAUAUGGUACUCGAAGUAAUUCUACACCCGAUAGUGAUGACGAACAUCAAUUAAUUGCGCAAUACUGUCAAUCUUUACCUAAUAAUGGUGGACCUAAAUCCCCAGUACAAGUUAUGGCAGCCAUGGAUGCUGAACAAAGGGAGGAGCUUGAGGCCAUGAUUAAAGACUUGGAAGAAGAAAAUGCUUCUUUGCAAGCAGAAUAUGAAAGGCUAAAAUCAAAGCAAACGCCUAUAACCACUCCAGAUGAUUCUCAAAUGGGGCAAACAGGAACGGGUGGAAAUGACAUGAUGGCUGAAGCUAAGCUACUGAGACAGCACAAAGGAAGGCUAGAAGCGAGGAUGCAAAUUUUGGAGGAUCACAACCGACAAUUAGAAGCGCAGCUACAACGGUUACGACAACUACUUGAUGAACCAAAUACAUCCAAAGCAUCCACAUUGCAAACACGGUCUGUUACGGCAUCGCAACUCAAUACGGAAUCACCAGCUAAACUCCAACAAAAUGGUCAUUACGAUCAGAAUUCAAGUUUAGAAAACGGUGCUUCAGGUAAAACAACAAUAUCCCCUGCAUAUGUGGGUGUUAAUACUGGUGGUGGAAUUAACAGCGUUAAUGAGCAUACUAAUCAUGUGUCGUUAAAUAAUGUCAGCAAGAGUCUAUCAACGGUCAACAAUUUUGGGUCUGCUGACACGAGGCCACCACCGCCUCCUCAUACAAGUUUAUUACACAUGGCUGGUGAUUUGAACAAAGCCGUCGAGGAGCUGGUGAACGUUAUCACAGAACAGGAAAUUGAGCAACAAAGCGACAACGGAAUUCUCGAUUUGACUGAAAAAUAACAUGAUCAUCAGAGCUAUUUAUUGUGGCUCGGGCAAAAUAUUCCUACGCGGUUUGUAAUAUUUACAGUAGCUGUCAAGGAUCGUAGCAGAUUGCAAUAGUUAUAUUGCAUAAACCAAUAGAAACAUAUUGUUUCUUGCAACUAAUCUUAUAUGAAAACAAUAAUCUAUUGAUUAAGAGGAUAACAUUUUAUGCCCCAAACACGAAAUCAAGAAUCAUUUCAUGUAUGUGAAAACAGUCGGCAAUCGUAUUCCUUAGAGUAAUGACGUUUCUUAACACACGAAGUUUCUUAAGGCUCCAUAACAUUCGUAACCAUUUGUUAACGUUGAUAUGGAUAUUUUUUAUCGGUUAUAUAAUCAUAAACUUUUACUUCGAAACUGAA